Messenger RNA from Cuscuta campestris, 2371 nucleotides. NCBI's taxonomy places the organism in Eukaryota, Viridiplantae, Streptophyta, Magnoliopsida, Solanales, Convolvulaceae. The record is from the annotation of a GenBank genome assembly.
CCCCAAUCCCCAAGAACCAAGUCUCUAAAAUUGUGUAUGAUCCAAAAAAUGUGUUAUUUUCCUCAUUGUUACAAGCCUAUGUGCGAAAUCGCCGCUACAACACCUCCUCCGCAACCAAACCACUUCUCAUUAAUACGCCCUUACAGGAGUCUCAUGUCCCGGCUGCCGUAGUUUGUGCCAAGAGGACCGGCGUCCAGCUUAAGACCCGUAGCGGUGGGCAUGACUAUGAGGGGCUUUCGUACGUCGCUAGUUCUCCAUUCGUCAUCCUUGAUAUGUUCAAUCUCCGGUCAAUCGAGGUAGAUAUGACCACCGAGACAGCGUGGGUCCAGACCGGGGCCACCCUCGGCGAGCUUUAUUAUAGGAUUGCCGAGAAGAGCCCAGUUCACGGGUUCCCGGGAGGGUCAUGUCCCACAGUUGGCGUAGGUGGACACGUCAGCGGAGCUGGGUACGGAAACAUGAUCCGACAACACGGUGUCACCGUGGACCACGUGGUGGACGCGCGUGUUGUUGAUGCAAAGGGUAGGAUUCUAGACAGGAUAGCCAUGGGGGAUGAUUUGUUUUGGGCAAUCAGGGGAGGCGGGGGUGACAGCUUUGGUGUAAUCUUAGCCUUCAAAAUCCGAUUGGUGGGAGUCCCUAAAACGGUUACAUAUUUUCGUGUGGAGAGAAAUUUGGACCAAAAGGCAUCCGACAUCGUUUUAGAGUAUCAAAAAGCAGUCGCCACCAUGAAAAGCAAUCUCUUCAUCCGCCUCCUCCUCUAGCCCAUCACACCUUCAAAUGGUGGAAACAAAACCGUUAGAAUCACCGCUAUGGCUCUGUUCCUUGGUGAUUUCUCUCAGCUUUUAUCGAUCAUGAGCAAGGAGAUCCCAAAUUUGGGGCUAAAACCUUUGGAUUGUGCAGAAAUGAGUUGGAUCCAAUCAGUUUUGGAGUGGGCAAAUCACGACCACAAAACCACUGAUCCAAAGAUAUUGUUGAACAGAGUCCCAGAAAAAGUGUUGUUCGUCAAGAGAAAGUCUGAUUACGUGUUAAAACUGAUUCCAAAAGAAGGCUUAGAGUUGUUGUGGAAGAAGAUGGCGGAUCUAGGAGAUAUAGGAAUGGUGUUCAAUUCUUAUGGCGGAAAAGUAGCUGGAGUCUCAGAUGUUGAGACCGCAUUCCCCCAUCGCACCGGAGUUCUUUUCAAAAUCCAGUACUCGAUUUCAUGGUCGGAAGAAGGGUCGGAGGCGGAGAAGGCGUACCUCCACCAGGCGAGAGAGCUCCACGAGUUCAUGACAAGAUUUGUGUCGGAUAAUCCACGACGGGCAUACUUGAACUACCGAGAUCUAGACAUCGGCACCACCGAGCACGGCCCCAAUCGCAGUAGUGAAGCCAGGGUGUACGGCACCAAGUACUUCAACAAAAAUUUUGAUAGAUUGGUUAAGGUGAAGACGAUGGUGGACCCCGAUAACUUCUUCCGAAGUUCACAAAGCAUCCCUCCUCUUACUCUAACAAGGAGCCGGGUUGACGGUGCUUACUCGUCGUAUCCCGGUCCCGGUGGCUGGUUUGCUUCUUGCUCACCCCCCGCUCUGGGGCCUUGUCGUUGUCCCACUGCUGGGAACGGCUCGCCCUUUGUUAUCGUGCUCUCUUGCCAAAGGACUCCGACGGGAGUCCGCCAUCAAACCCUUCAAGUGGUGGGCAAAAAGCUCUGCGCUUUCCACCACAUUUUGCUAGCCUUCGCGUCGUCCCUUGGGUUGGAAUGUCAUUUGUGGCACCGAGACCGGCGCCUAGAAGCCAGUCACGGGCUGGUUGAACAUCAUCACCCUCAUCAUCACCCAGAACCCGCUAGGGUCCAAGCCAGGAGCCCUCACGCCGGAGGUCUCCCUGAACUGAAAGAGCGGGGAGCUGAAGUCACCGGGCAGCACCAUACCUCCCCCGCGCACGAUUCCAGUGAGAGGCUGGGUCAGUAUGCCGGCGCUCUAAACCGGAACCUGCUGAGUGGGUUGCUAGGACCCUCCCACGUUCGUCGCUCUCUGCCUGGGAAUGCAGUGACGGAGGUCAGUGGUAUUUUGGCUAGUGACGUAACUGAGGCUGACGUCCAGAUCGUCUUGACACGCGCUGAUAGGCGCAGUCACAGUCAUCCGGAGGCCGCCACCGGCGUUGGCGGCAGAUGACCUUGUCACUCUUCUUGAUCCAGCCAUUCUUGGAGCACGCUUAAUGUGUUCGACACUCUCAACGAGUUCACCAAUGUUGGGUUAAGGAACCCGGGGCCUAAGAGACUAGGCGAAAGAGUAUCGAUCUGAGUCGAGAGUGCACAAGUUGAGAAUCAAGUAAGAUCGUAAGUAUUAGUGUUUAAGAGAUCCUCCCUCUUCCUUUCUCUUAAGAAAGGACUUAUACACAA